GUCAAGGCGGGGUGGUGAAAGUGUGAUUCUGCUAAGAAUAAGGUUGGUGUCGAUGCUCUUCAGAUGGGAUGAAACUUAACCAAGAACUCCUAUCAUGUGGCUGUCUUGCUACAAGGAACCUUAUUUCUCUUCCGUUUGAAGACUUGGCCUUCUUUUCUGGGGUUAAAGUCUCUGCAUUUACUUCGGGUCCUGAUAUCCUUUCCUCCUCCUCCACCUCUUUGUCCCAUCAGUGGUCUCCUUGUCUCCUUGCACAAUGGAUUUUUAAACCAUUGUUUUCCUUGAUUUCACCAUGGUGAGCUUCAUGGCCCCUUCCUUUAACUCCAGUCCAUUUGGGUUCUCUGUAACUAGACUGCAUCUGUCCUUUCCCAAAGAUGUGCUUACGAGCCUCUCCCAUCUGUGUGGACACGUCCACUUUCUGUGGCAACAAUUGUCAUCUCUGUGAACAACUCCUAAAUGUACUUAUUUAUCCAACACCCAUGAAUUUGGCACCUCCUAUGAACUGUUGUAGAUGCUGGGGAUACAGCAGUUAACGAGACAAUGUCUGCAGCUUUAGGAAACUUUCAUUCAUAGCAGGGAAGCACAAACAAUGUAGGUUCUAGGACGAGGAGCACUUGCACUCAAAUAAAGCAGAGGAAGGGGGUGAUGGGGUUGCAGGGAAGUGGCUAUUUUGAGCAGGGGACAUGCCGGUGGAAGCCAAAUGGUGAGGAGGAGCGAGCCAGGUGGAGGUCCGCAGCGUGUUCCGGACCUUUACCCCUGCCCUGUCCUCUCUCAUACUGCACCUGGAAUCUCUAUGGAGCCCUCGAGGCUUCCAGCGAAAUGUCCUGCUGUCUCUGAAGUUUUACACAUCUCCUUUCCCGCUGCCACCUCCCUCCCGGAACACCCCCGCAGACACUAGCCCUCCAGGCCCUGCCAGCCCCCAUGUCUCCCUCUCUGACCCCCACACCUGGCUCCCCAGCAGCCCUGCUGACGUUCUCUUCACAUGUCUGUUUUGUGUCUGCCUCUGCCAUUCCCAGUGUGACCGCCCGAGCUCCAGCCCUGCCUUAGGCAGGAGGACAGGUGCCGUGCAGCCGAGAAACCAAUUACAGAAACAUCAGGCCUCUUGCAGUCUCCAAGGCACCAUGAACGCCAUUGUUGCUCUCUGUCACUUCUGCGAGCUCCAUGGCCCUCGUACUCUCUUCUGCACGGAGGUGCUCCAUGCCCCACUUCCCCACGGGGCUGAGGAUGGGGAUAGCCCUGGCCAGGGUGAACAGGCCGAGGAGGAGGAAGGCGGCAUUCAGAUGAGCAGCCGGAUCCGUGCACACAGCCCAGCAGAAGGGGCCAGCACCGAAUCCAGCAGCCCUGGGCCCAAAAAGUCAGACAUGUGCGAGGGCUGCCGGUCACUGGCUGCAGGACACCCAGGAUACAUCAGCCACGAUAAAGAGACCUCCAUCAAGUAUGUCAGUCACCAGCACCCCGACCACCCCCAGCUGUUCAGCAUUGUCCGCCAGGCCUGCGUCCGGAGCCUGAGCUGUGAGGUCUGCCCUGGCCGUGAGGGGCCCAUCUUCUUUGGAGACGAGCAGCAUGGCUUUGUGUUCAGCCACACUUUCUUCAUCAAAGACAGCCUUGCCAGGGGCUUCCAGCGCUGGUACAGCAUCAUCACCAUCAUGAUGGACCGGAUCUACCUCAUCAACUCCUGGCCCUUCCUGCUGGGGAAGGUCCGAGGCAUCAUCGAUGAGCUCCAGGGCAAGGCACUGAAGGUGUUCGAGGCAGAGCAGUUCGGGUGCCCCCAGCGCGCUCAGAGGAUGAACACGGCCUUCACGCCGUUCCUGCACCAGAGGAAUGGCAACGCUGCGCGCUCGCUGACGUCGCUCACCAGCGACGACAACCUGUGGGCGUGCCUCCACACCUCCUUUGCUUGGCUCCUGAAAGCAUGUGGCAGCCGACUGACCGAGAAGCUCCUGGAGGGCGCACCGACUGAAGACACCUUGGUCCAAAUGGAGAAGCUCGCUGACUUAGAAGAGGAAUCAGAAAGCUGGGACAACUCUGAGGCUGAAGAAGAGGAGAAAGCUGCUGCGUUGCCAGAGGGUGCAGAAGGGCGGGAGCUGAGCCAGUGCCCGGCAGGGUCCUCCUCACUGUCAGGCCUUGGGGGCUGGCAGCCCCGAAAGCCGCCAGUCUUCAAGUCCCUUCGGCACAUGCGGCAGGUGCUGGGUGCCCCAUCUUUUCGCAUGUUGGCCUGGCAUGUUCUCAUGGGGAAUCAGGUGAUCUGGAAGAGCAGAGACAUGGACCUUGUCCAGUCAGCUUUCGAAGUUCUUCGGACCAUGCUGCCCGUGGGCUGUGUGCGCACCAUCCCAUACAGCAGCCAGUACGAAGAGGCCUAUCGGUGCAACUUCCUGGGGCUCAGCCCACACGUGCAGAUCCCCGCCCAUGUGCUGUCCUCAGAAUUUGCCGUCAUCGUGGAGGUCCAUGCAGCCGCCCGCUCCACCCUCCACCCAGUCAGGUGUGAGGACGAGCAGCCUCUGAGCCAGUAUGAGUUCGUGGUGACCAGCGGGAGCCCCGUUGCCGCAGACCGAGUCGGCCCCACCAUCCUGAACAAGAUCGAGGCGGCUCUGACCAACCAAAAUCUGUCUGUGGACGUGGUGGACCAGUGCCUCGUCUGCCUCAAGGAGGAGUGGAUGAACAAGGUGAAGGUCCUUUUCAAAUUCACCAAGGUGGACAGUCGGCCCAAAGAGGACACACAGAAGCUCCUGAGUAUCCUUGGUGCAUCUGAGGAAGACAACGUCAAGCUGCUGAAGUUCUGGAUGACAGGCCUGAGCAAGACCUACAAGUCACACCUCAUGUCCACUGUCCGCAGCCCCACGGCCUCGGAGUCACGGAACUGACCCACGCACCGCACACAUCUUCUGGAAGUGGUGAUGGCAGCCCAUAGGCUGUCCCCAGCUCUGUAGGAGGAGGAGCUGUCCUUUGAGUUUCUGAGCUGCCAGGAUGGAGCAGCGUCCUUCCUAAGAAUGGGUACUGUUGGGGUCGGCUCUGCCCUCUGGACCUGGGGCCAGGGCUGUUCUCAGCAGCCUCCCACAAGCUGUGGGAGUCGCCCCAGCCUGAGGAAGGCAGUAGGAGGUGUAGGAACAACAGGGUCCCUCUGCGUCUGCGCGCCUGGGAGAGAAGUCCACAAGGAGAACUGGCACCUCAGGCCUCUCUCAGACUCAGAUGUCAAAACCCAUAGGAGAAACGGGUUGGGACAGUCCAACUGGGUAUUUUAGCUGCAAUAACAUAUCCUCUCUCCAGGUGAAUAUUCGAACCUUUCCCAUUCUGAAAUUAGCAAGAGUCUUCUGGGUUUUGUGUAUGAGUGCACGUUUUGCUACGAUUGUGAAUAUUCAGGACAAAUGCCAAUCUUUAGUCAUUUCUAGUCAUCUGGUUCCAAGUCAAGGCUCUGCGUGUAAGGCUUUUGAGGGUGAAGUGGAUCUUUUCCUCAUCUUCAGGUCCUCUGAAAUUCUUGUUCUGAAGGCAUGGGACUUGUCUUCUGAGGUGUCCCCUGCCAUCGCUGGUGACAUUAACCUGUACCUGGUCAGUGGAUCCCCUGAUCAUUUUUAUUCAACGAUGAUACUUUGCUGAAGUGUCAGAUCAAGCUGUCUGACUUGCCCAAUUCACUGUCUAUGGUGAGACCUGUAGUUUUAUUCUCUAUCACUUUUGCUUUUAUUGCUGCUUUCAACAUUUACA
This is a messenger RNA of Propithecus coquereli (Coquerel's sifaka), 3693 nucleotides long. It is a transcript of the gene FLCN, whose product is annotated as folliculin. The transcript is spliced from 12 exons. Gene Ontology annotation, cellular component: cytosol. NCBI's taxonomy places the organism in Eukaryota, Metazoa, Chordata, Mammalia, Primates, Indriidae. The record is from RefSeq and is a predicted model, not a curated record. Gene Ontology annotation, biological process: negative regulation of transcription by RNA polymerase II; positive regulation of transforming growth factor beta receptor signaling pathway; positive regulation of GTPase activity. Gene Ontology annotation, molecular function: GTPase activator activity. Bases 1119 to 2858 code for a protein of 579 amino acids.